UAUACCUACUGGUGUUUCAUAACAACGAGCAAUUUGAUCCAUGUGAUUAUCUGAAGUACGCUGAUUGAUAGCGAUAGAUAAAAUCCACAUAUUUUUAUAUGUUUAGGUGAAAUUGGGUUCCCAGUGUUUCGGUGCAUUAAUUUUCGUGAUUUUACAGAGAGGACAUGGCUUGGUUCGGAUUACACGAUGAUGACUAUUUCGAUGGUUUAUAUAUGAAAGAUUUGGGUAUAGAUGAAGCAUAUCUCAGAAUAUGGAGGAAUGGAAAACAUAUACCAGCAUACCUAUUACAGUCACAUAGGGAGUGUGUACAGUGUGAUUACUACAUGAAAUGGAAAGUUUUCGCAAGUGAUGUCUUCCGUGUCAAUUCCAAUUAUAAGUAUAAGAUUUCAAGUUCGCCAAAUGACGUCAAGGAUAAUAUAUUAUGUGAUAUACCGGAACCCAUGGGAGAAUAUGGCGUAUAUAAUGUUACCUUAGAUGACACACAUUGUACAUUUCAGGUAGAAAAAGAGCCAGUAAAUAUUUAUUUGCCAAUGGUAACCGUUUUACUGAUAUAUGUAGUAAUCAUAUCUGGAAUUUUCGGUAUCAAAAAAUUAAUUGAAAAAUUUCACAGAACUAAGUCAACCGAGGUUUUCCCAGAUGAGACGCAUCCAAAAAAAAGUAGAAUCAAAUCUUUGGAUACUUUCAGAGGGAUAUCAAUCGUUACGAUGAUUUUUGUAAAUAUGGGGGCUGGAGGAUAUGUCAUAUUGGACCAUGUACCAUGGAAUGGCUUCCAUUUGGCUGACUUUGUGUUUCCAUGCUUCCUGUGGAUAAUGGGUGCCUGCAUUCCAAUUUCUCUAACUUCCAGUUUCAAGAGGGGUGUUUCGAAUAACGAACUUAUCGCAUCAGCUGCCAAAAGAUCUGUCAAAUUAUUUUGCAUUGGAGUGUUUCUUGGCUCUGGUGUAUACCUUGAUAGAUUCAGAGUGAUGGGAGUCCUUCAAAGGUUUGGUAUCUGUUAUUUUGUGGUUACACUAAUUUGCAUCGCAACGUUGAAGAGGAACUUGUUGAUAAAUACAGAGAAUACCAAAGUUCGAUGGAGUACCAGUCUAGAAACUACCAUGUAUGGCUGGAUACCUGCUUUAUAUGCCGCAAUACAACAUUUACUUAUUAUUUUUCUGGUCGCAGACGAAGGCUGUGAAAGGGGAUAUUUUGGACCGGGUGGCCUUCAUCAACAUGGAAAAUACCAAAACUGUACCGGCGGUGCAACAGGAUAUUUGGACAGGGCAAUAUUGAAAGCACAUGUGUAUCAUCACCCAACUUCAAUAGAAGUCUAUAAAUCGCAGUCAUUUGAUCCAGAAGGAUUCGUAGGUUGCCUCAACGCAAUAUUCCAUACAUUCAUCGGGGUACAGGCUGGAGUAAUAUUAUUGAUUCAUAAGGAUCAUAAUUCCAGGCUUGCCCACUGGAUCUCUUGGUCACUGGCUUGCUUCGUUUUAGGAGGAGCUCUGUGUGGUUUUUCUAGAGAUGACGGUUGGAUCCCAAUCAACAAGAAUCUCUGGUCAUUAUCCUUCGUUUUAAUAAUGUCGCAUGUGGCUUUUCUCAUCUUGGCCGUCUGUUAUGUAUUGAUCGACAUGAAGAACUAUUGGGGAGGGCAGCCUUUCUUCUACGCCGGAAUGAACUCAAUCUUGAUGUACAUCGGUCAUCAAAUGACAGGAAAUUUUUUUCCAUUCGUCUGGUUGACAAAUGACUAUGACAUGCAAUCUCGUUUCCUGCUUCUUUUACAGAAUGUCACAGCAACUGCCAUCUGGAUGUAUAUUGCUUACUAUUUAUACAAAAUCAAAUAUUUCUUCACCGUAUGAAAAUUGACCGAAAUGUCCUCUUUUUAUUAUUUACAAUAAAUGAAAUGAGAAAGUUUUUAUCGAAAUUAAAAAAAUUAUCGAAUGAAAA
Molecule: messenger RNA, 1920 nt
Organism: Coccinella septempunctata (seven-spotted ladybird)
Lineage: Eukaryota; Metazoa; Arthropoda; Insecta; Coleoptera; Coccinellidae
Product: heparan-alpha-glucosaminide N-acetyltransferase-like
Exons: 10
Coding region: 165-1832 (555 amino acids)
Source: RefSeq, a predicted model, not a curated record